GACUUAAGUAAAGAUCAAGAAAUCAAGGCCAGGGCUUGAGCUGCGUCACUAUAUGGUCCUAGACUUUUCAACUCCCUCUUUGAAGCUUACACAACAUCUUGGAAAAGUAUAAAAACAACAACAAGAAACAUGUCGUCAACCCCUAUGGCGAUAGACUCUCCAUUAGGUGCGAAUGGUACUUCCAUGUUGAAAGCAAACGGAGUCUCAUCAGUCCCACAGACUGGCAAACUGACUGAGAUGAUCUCAUUAUACCAUCCAGUCAAGCUUUUCAAACAUCCUCCGACACCUGCAGACAAAGGGCAAACUCCUCCGAGUUACAACUUUAUUCAGUCUAUCAAUUUCAAUGACAAUGGCAGUCAGCUUAUCACGUCAGAAACUGAUAACACUAUGCAAAUAUAUGAUGUUCUCGAAGGAAGACAUUCAAAAAUGAAUAUUAGUGCCAAGUAUGGUUGUAACCAUGCAAUGUUUGGCCAUGCUGAACAUUGUAUAAUCCAUUCUAGUACCAAAAAAGACCACAAGAUACGUUAUCUAUCUGCUCAUGACAAUUCUUAUAUUCGUUACUUUGAAGGUCAUGAACAAAAUGUCACAUGUCUAUCCCUUCAUCCCGGCCAAGAUAAUUUUAUUUCAUGCUCUGAAGACAACACUCUUAGGAUCUGGGACGCAGCUUCCAACAAUCCUUCUGGUAUUCUGAAUCUUACUGGUGUUCAUCUCGUUGCGUGGGACCCUUCCGGAAACGUCUUUGCAGCUGCUUCCCCACUAGCUCAAACAAUUUUACUCUACGACUUCCGCAAUUUUGACAAGGAACCGUUUGCUACUUUUGAUAUAUUACCAUAUUGCCAAGAAUUUUCCCCUCAAGCAAUUGGAAGAGGGUGGAACAAAUUGGCGUUUUCGAAUGAUGGGAAGCACUUGUUACUCGGCACGACUGGCAAUGGGCAUUUCUUACUAGAUGCAUUUGAUGGGCAUCUGAAGGCAUUCUUGAGGAGGAAUAGAGGUGGCGCCAGAAGACUAGGAGCUGGCGAUCACAACCCAGAUAAUUUGGAUCCUUCAUCAAGUGAAUACCUCCACACCACUGCCGGAGAUUGCUGUUUUACUCCUGAUGGAAGAUAUGUAAUUAGUGGAUCUCGAGGAAAGAAUGUCUUGGUAUGGGACACCCUUGCGGCUACAACAAAUCGGGUCCUCAGUCCUUUGCAUGAAUUGGAUUACCCAGGCGAAACGGCAAUUGUUGCUUUUAACCCCAAGUACAACCAUUUUGCUACAGCAGAUCAAGAAGUUCUGUUUUGGGUUCCGAAUACAGAUAUGCUCUGAUUGCCUCUUGUGGGAUGUAUAUGAUUUGUGGUUAGAAAAGCAAGAUCUAUGUUGUGUUUUAGAUUGGCAAUACCCAAGUGAUGUGCGGAUAGGCGUUGUGGGAAGGAGUCUAGGGCAUAUUCAAUAAAAAGUUGUUGUAGAUGACACGCUCAGCAUGUGCUUGAGCCGCCUAUUCAAUCUCGACAGUCCUUGAAUCUUGGUUGUUUGUCAUUCGUUGCUGGGAUUGGGAAUUUGAAGCUAUUGUUGCUAGCUAUUCGAAAGUCGGGCGAAGACUUCAGAUCAGUUACCACUACUACUCGUUUCCUUGCCGUUCUUACCAAAUUGCUCCAAUAUUUCUCUUCUUCCCUUAUGGUCUCAAUCGAAUUCAUUCCAGAUCUGUCUGGCCUCUUCAAACCCAAGAACCGGAAGCCCUUCACUUCAUUAAAUAACUCAACCCAAUCGCUUCCCUUCUAUUGUGCGUUCAAAUUUGCCAACAUAUUGAUGUCCAUAGUCCUCAUAGCUUGUUUCUCCA
Botrytis cinerea B05.10 is the source of this 1816-nucleotide messenger RNA. RefSeq names its product Bcswd2 (gene Bcswd2). Gene Ontology annotation, cellular component: Set1C/COMPASS complex. The transcript has 4 exons. NCBI's taxonomy places the organism in Eukaryota, Fungi, Ascomycota, Leotiomycetes, Helotiales, Sclerotiniaceae. The coding region runs from base 130 to 1305 and encodes 391 amino acids. The record is from RefSeq and is a predicted model, not a curated record. Gene Ontology annotation, molecular function: chromatin binding; protein binding.